CAGGGUUGCCAUCGCAUUGAUUGCCAUUAACCACUCGGUACGUGGCUGUCAUUAAAUAGACGAACUGCACACCUGCACGUUACCAACGAACAAACGGACGAACGGGACCAUGAAGUGGAUUGCUUGCACUUGUUUUGGCUGGGCGGUGAUCGGCCCCACGCACGCUUGGCUGUCUUCGCCACAAACUUCCCCGAACCUCCUUCAUCGUCGUCGUUCUCACAGUCGUCUCGCGGCGACUUCCUCCAACCAGAACGUCGUACUGCAACCGUCGGACGAUCCGGCACGCUUUGAUUCGUUUCAAAUCGGCAACGCGCGGGUUCAUCGCUAUAGUCUCAACACGGACCCCGAGUCCCAGACGGAAUACGUCAUGUGGUACCACGGACGGGACGCGCAGUUCGAUAGCGAUCGCGCGCUCCCGCCUUUGUCGACCGGACGCAUCGGCCGGGCCAAGAGCAAAAACGGACUCAUUUGGGUCAAGGACGAACAGGGGAACUUUUCCGAAGACGUGCCGGACGUAUCGCUCGGUCUCAACAAAGAGUCCUGGUGGGGGUUCGAUACAGCUCACGUCGGGCUCGGCAACGUACUGUUGCCCAUGAGCACACCCGCGGUCAUGACGGAAGGUGGCGUCUACCUCAUGUACUACAUGGGUGGUAGUUUCGAAGAAACCCGCAUGGCGGAUUACCUGGACGACUCGAAAAUUCCGGAUAAUCUCAAAGACGCCACCAUCAAGGGUAUGAAUCUCAGAAUUGGCGUGGCCGUAUCGCAAGACGGGGUUUCCUGGGGCCGCGUGGAAGGAGACGAUCCCACCGGCGCCUGUAUGGUGCCCUACAAUAAGGCUGAUCCCAAUCAAGCCGGGGAACCGGUGCCGGCCAACAUGCCGGAGGAAUUGUACUGUGGUUGGCCCGAAGUGGUCGUCAAUCUCGUGAGUGGGAAUAAGGCCGAAGCAUUUCUCAUGUUUUACAGUACCAUGCUGAAAGAAACGAAGGAAAAAGUGAUUGCCUACGCCAUUUCCGAAGACGGGUUUCGGUGGUUCAAAAAAGGCUUGUGUUUGCAACCCGACAAGGACGGCAUGGAUGCAGCUGGAUGUGCCCGGUGUUGCGUUGUGAGAGAUGCAUCUUUUGACGAAGAAACUUUACGAUGGACAGAAAUUGAUUCCUGGAAAAUGUACUAUGAAGGCAUUUCUCUAGAAGAUAACAAGCACCGGAUCAUGAUGGCAACCAGUAUUGACGCACAAAACUGGCACAAGAAGGGUGUAAUUCUGGAUGUAGGAGCCGAGGAGGACGCCUGGGACGUUGCGGGUGUUGGGUCACCUCACCUUGUUCGGAUGGAUGAUGGUUCUUUGCGAAUGUACUACACGGGCCAAGGCAAAGACGGAAGUACAGCGAUUGGCGUCGCCAAAUUUGUUCCGCGUGAAACUGACGGUGAAUGGAUCCGUGAACAAGCUACCAUUUCGUUCGCAUAA
Messenger RNA from Phaeodactylum tricornutum CCAP 1055/1, 1462 nucleotides. RefSeq lists its product with no specific name. The record is from RefSeq and is a predicted model, not a curated record. The transcript has 2 exons. The coding region runs from base 110 to 1462 and encodes 450 amino acids. NCBI's taxonomy places the organism in Eukaryota, Bacillariophyta, Bacillariophyceae, Surirellales, Neidiaceae.